This is a messenger RNA of Neocloeon triangulifer, 2270 nucleotides long. Its product is annotated as protein brambleberry-like. The transcript has 10 exons. The record is from RefSeq and is a predicted model, not a curated record. Lineage: Eukaryota; Metazoa; Arthropoda; Insecta; Ephemeroptera; Baetidae. Bases 364 to 2103 code for a protein of 579 amino acids.
UUGAAAUUUACUGCUGCAGAUACCCCAGCUGCCAAAAUCGAAAAAUUAUCCGGAUAUUACCCUCUCUGGAGAGGAUAAUAUCCGGAUAAAAGUCAGUUUUGGCAACUGGGGUAUGUACUUUAUUACAAAAAUCAACUGAAUUUAAGAUCAAAAAUUUUAACAUAGUAUUUUUGGGGAUUUUCAUGUGAUAUUUAUAUUUUAUAAUUUAAAAUCUGCUUUCGUUACAAAAUCGUCUCACCUGAUUGAAGAUGUGUGUUUUAAAAAUGUAACCUUGGCCGUUCUCUUCGAGGGCAAAUAAAAUUAAAUGCACAAUCACAAUCAACACCGUCACCACAGUAAUCGGCAUAAAGGGCGUGAAGAAAAAUGCAGUCAUUCUACAAGUUCCUCUUCUACCUAUUUUUCACCACCACCUGUCUGCCAUUCAGCACAACCUUCAGCAUCGCAGACUGGAUAUGGGGUCAGAAAGGAGGAUCGGGUCUGCAAGGAUUUGAUUUUGCCAGCAAGAAUGUUGAUGCUGAAAACAUUGAGCUCCCUGCUGAAGUUCCUUUUGAGACUUUAACUGUUGACGAGCGAUUUCUGCAAGAAGCACAAUACUUUGGUUUGACGUUAGCCUCACCUCUUGAAAAAUGUCAGCAGUCCAUUGUUUUCAACCUCAAAACGUCCUGCUCCUCGCUAACAGAGGAACAGCUUGGCAAGAUAAGUGUUGCUCUUCUCAAUUGCCAGCUAGUUUAUGAAGGACGCCCAGAGUUUAAAUGCACUGAUGAGAUGAGAUUGCGAAGAUGCACAGAAGGAAUGGACCCUGAGACGUGGAACACUUACCAUCUGAUGAAUAACAGGGCUCGAUCACUCUGUGUUGCAGCAAGAACGUCUCAGUUUAACGCACUUACUGAAAUGACCAUCAACAAAUUGAUGGCCUCAACAAAAGGACAUAUCGAUUCACUUCAAGCCUUAAAGGCUGAGCAAGAGAAACUGGGCAUCACAACGGAUGAAAUCGUUCACAAAUUAGAAGAAGAACAAAAUGCUUUUUUGCAGAAGCAGUUGAUGUUAAAAAAGCUGCAAAUGCAAACCGAGUUGUUUGUACAAAAUAGGCUCCGUGAUCUGGCCUACGAAAGGUCACUGCUUGUUUCGUUGCAAAGACAACUGACUGCCACUGCAAAUUUGGUCACCCAAAAAUUAUAUGACGCCAAUGAUGAGAUUGAUAAGCGCAACACUGAGUGGAAGUUUCACCAGGACUUGCUGGCUGCUGAUGUGAAAAAGUUGCACGAAAGAGUGGCAGAAAUUUGGAAAGAAAUUGAUCAAGGGACGAAAAAGAUGAAAAAUCAACUCGAGUCAACUAUGCACCUGAACGCGGCAACGCUGCAGAGCUUGCAGGUUAUCAAUGCUUCUGUUAUUUACUUUCAAAAUUUAUUUUCUACAACGCACAACGAGAUUAACAUGAGACUGAAUACUUUUGUUGAAAUUUUGGGGGGAUCAGAUACUUAUAUUACUUCACUCAUUCAUUUGUGCUUCCUGCUCAUCUCAAUGCUGCUCAUAGCCUUCAUUGGAGCGCCAUACUGCACAAAGGUACUCCUUGUUGUGCUGACCGCAAAUAAUAUUUUUUUGCUCACAACGAAUGGCGCCGAAGCAGCAAUUCCAUUGCCUGCAACUACGUUUUUGAUAAUUUUUGGAUCACUACUGCACAAAAUAUUCAUGCUUUUGCUGAGCUUGAGACCCAAAUUGCCCAGUCAACCUCAACAAAAUUUGACAAAACUCCAGUGGUAUUUAAAACUGAAGAAUAAUGCGUGGGGAAAACUAGCACCAUUUAUAGCUUUAGGUGCAGGAAAGAAAGAAACUACUGCACAAAGAGUUGAUGACUCUGAUGAAAUGUCAAGUGAGAGCGACAGUGGCUUGGCCGAGGAGACUGAUAACUUGCCAAGCAUUAUUAAUCGUGAGAGCAACUUAGUCAGACGAGGAUCUGUUUAUUCCAGGCGCUCAAGAAACUCAACCCCGUCACGUUCAGGAACGCCUACAAGGCCACUGUGUAGCGCAAGGUGUGUUAAUGGACAGCCAUGUAGAAUGUUUGCAAACACUUUGCAGGGUACUUGUGCUCGACAUAGUUCCUAGCACCAAUUAAUUUAAAGCAAGUUAUUUAUAAAAAAAAAAAAUUAACUUUAUACUGUAACUGGAAUUGUUACUAUUUUAAUCGAUACGCUUGGAUUUUUAUGACCUGCCAUUUUAAAAAUGCUUCCAUGUUUCAGAUUAUUGUAAUAAAGUAGGUUAAGCCAUGUAAA